This is a messenger RNA of Carassius auratus (goldfish), 1439 nucleotides long. RefSeq lists its product as uncharacterized. The record is from RefSeq and is a predicted model, not a curated record. The transcript has 6 exons. Gene Ontology annotation, molecular function: cytokine receptor activity; protein binding. NCBI's taxonomy places the organism in Eukaryota, Metazoa, Chordata, Actinopteri, Cypriniformes, Cyprinidae. Bases 219 to 929 code for a protein of 236 amino acids. Gene Ontology annotation, biological process: cytokine-mediated signaling pathway. Gene Ontology annotation, cellular component: plasma membrane.
UGGUCUAGUUUUGAGGUUCAAUCGCGCAGGUUUUGUUUGAAUACCUGGCAACCCUGGUCAUUUCCACGAAGAGCGCCGCUUGCCUGGAAACCUCGCUCUCCUCACUGUCUCAGUUCUGCAACAACGGAACCUAACGACAAAGUUUCACUCCACUUGGAAAACAGUGAUUUCGACAGGAUAAACAUUUUUCACUCGAAGAGUCAAACUCGCUGGCAAUAAUGCAGAUACAGAUCUAUAUCAGUGUAACUGUCUUGAUCCUGAUCCAAAAAUUCGCCUCAGAGGCUGCGAGUCGUCCGUCUCCUCCUGCGAGCGUGUCGAUUCAGUGCGACAGCUAUGGAGUCGAAGUUCGAUGGGAAUAUCCUGAUCUCGAUCAGGACGUCCAAUUCCAGGUGAAGGUGAAACACGAUUAUAUUGAAAGGAACUCUAAAAUUACACAAAAACUUACACGAAGUCUGCAUCUAAACAUAUCCAGUAUGUUGUUUAAUCCAGCAUUCAACCGCUACAUUGUGACUGUGACAGCGCUGCGAGGAGGAGAGGAGUCAGAGCCAACCCCAUCAGAUAUCUUCAGCUAUAAUAAAUAUGCUACCGCCAAUAUUAAGUGUUAUUUGGAUUUUCCUGAGGUUAAACUUUCUCCCAAAGAUGGCAAUCUUCACGUCCAGUUCAUCAACCCUCUUCAGCUGUACAGAAACUCUCCAGCUCUGCGCGGCCUAACCGAUAAUCUGCAAUACUGUAUUGAAACAGAAGAGAGGAAUGAAGCCUGUCAAACCUGUGAAAUAAAUCAAAAAACAUGCGAGACGUCCAUUGUGUUUUCUGAGUACAGGGACGAAUACUGCGUCAAUCUGACUGGAAAAAUUGGACAGAGAUUUUUCAAUCUGAGAAGCAGCUGUUUCACAGGAGACACAAGAAGCUGGUUCCCACACCUUGAUUAGCUUCAAAUUUAAGGACCUUUCAUGGACUUUCCAGGUCCAGUACCCUCAAAUUCAAGGACUUAAUGUGGGAACACAUUUCAAGUGAGAGCGAGGUUACAUCGUGUUAUCUUGUAAGAUACAUUGUUACAGUUUUCAUGUGUCAACUAUGCGCCUGUGCUCCUGUCACCUUGUUUUUCAGAACUCACAUUCACUCCACAUCUGCUUCCACAAAGAACAGCAGCUGUAAUGAUUUAAGAGACUUAACUCAGGCUUUCUGUUUUUUAUGCUUGUCUUUAUGUCCGUGUUUGUUUUAUUGGCACCUCAGGGUUUAGUCUUAACACCUGACUUAAAUUACUUCACUAAGUAUCUGAUUUGUAUUGUUGAUUUUGUUGCAUUUUUUAUGUUUGAUUUGUCUAGCUACAUAUAAUGAGCACAACACUUUCCUAUAGGUCACUUCAGUCUGCAGGCAAUGUAAUUUGUAUGAUUUUGAUUCGUUUUUGUAGCUUUAUUAAACUUCAUCAUUUAACCCUG